AUGGCCUGGGAGGCCGCAUACCUGCUCUCUGCAAUCCUGCUUCUGCUCCUGGCCUCAGGCUCCUGGGCACAGGACCCAGAGGUACUUCGAACACUGGAAGGCCAGACUGUUUCUGUGAAAUGCUCUUAUAAUCCUAGCUACAGCUUACACCAGAAGAUCUGGUGUAAGCAAAUGUCAGAAGACACUUGUCAACCCUUAGUGCCGAGUGUCAGCACAGGUGCCGAGAAGCUAAGAUUCUCCAUCCAGCACUCUUAUUGGUUCAACUUCUUCACUGUCAUCAUGACUGAGCUCAAGAUGAGCGACUCAGGCAUCUAUCACUGUGGGAUCGCUGGAAAUAGCAGAGAGGUCACUAUUCUCAGAAGUAUCCAUCUGGUGGUGUCAAAAGCUUCAACCCCACACACAACCACCCGGAUGACAACAGCCCUGGCCUCUACCCACAGCCCUGUCACUGGCAGGUACUACAGGCUCCCUGAUACCUGGAUGUGGAAGGUCAUCGUUGCUGGGGUGGUUGUGGCUAUUCUGUUAUUGCUUGGACUCGCCAUCCUUGUGGUCUUCUACCUGAGGAACGCUCGAGGAAAAGCCCAGAAUGUUGAGAACAAAUGUCACCCCAUCUAUGAAGACUUUUCAGAACAGAGGGAGGAGACCACUAGCUUCAAUCAGCAGGUCCCCUCCAGUGAGGACACUGGGACCGUAUGCUAUGCCUCUCUCAUCCACCUAAACCACGUGAGCCCUCAGGACUCCAUCUACAGCAACACCCAGCCUUACCAGAAGCCGUCUCCUGACCCGCUUCUAUCUGUGGAAUAUGCCAGCAUCUCUAGAAACAGACUGAGGUCUUCCAACUCAGAUGCCCAAGAGGCAGAGACCAGGGACUGA
Molecule: messenger RNA, 873 nt
Organism: Arvicanthis niloticus (Nile rat)
Lineage: Eukaryota; Metazoa; Chordata; Mammalia; Rodentia; Muridae
Source: RefSeq, a predicted model, not a curated record